AUGGCCCAGCCUGAUGCGAGUGUAGUGCAAGUUCUGAGGGAUAUAGCCAACCGCCUGCGGAUCCAGUCCAUCAAGGCCACGUGUGCCGCCAACUCUGGCUACCCUACUUCAUGCUGCAGUGCUGCUGAAAUCAUGUCGGUGCUCUUCUUCCACACGAUGAAGUAUAAGCAGACAGAGCCAGCGCACCCAGACAACGACAGAUUCAUUCUCUCCAAAGGCCAUGCCGCGCCAGUUCUCUAUGCGGUCUGGGCCGAGAUGGGCAGCGUCAGUGAAUCUGACCUGCUGAGCCUGGGGAAGAUCAACUGUGACUUGGAGGGGCACCCCACUCCGAGAUUACCGUUUGUUGACGUAGCAACGGGCUCGCUCGGUCAAGGAUUGGGUGCUGCGUGUGGAAUGGCUUAUACCGGCAAGUACUUCGACAAGGCCAGUUACCGGGUGUUCUGCCUCUUGGGAGACGGUGAAUCCUCAGAAGGUUCUGUCUGGGAGGCGUUGGCCUUUGCUUCCCACUACAGUUUGGAUAACCUCGUGGCAGUGUUCGACGUGAACCGCCUGGGACAGAGUGGCACCACCCCCCUUGAGCACUGCACCGACAUCUAUCAGAUGCGUCUGGAAGCCUUUGGGUGGAACACUUACAUAGUAGAUGGCCAUGAUGUGGAGGCGCUGUGCCACGCCUUUGGUCAGGCAAGUCAAGUGAAGAACAAACCCACGGCUAUUGUCGCAAAGACCUUCAAGGGCCGGGGCAUUCCAGACAUCGAGGAUGCAGAAAAUUGGCAUGGAAAACCAGUGCCCAAAGAUGCAGCGGAUGCAGUCAUCAAAGUCAUUGAGAGUCAGAUCCUGACCAACUGCAAGCUCACAGCAAAACCCCCUGUCGAAGACUCACCUGAAGUCAACAUCCACGGUACGGAAAUGACCUGUCUGCCAGAUUAUAAACUUGGUGACACAAUAGCUACGAGGAACGCGUGUGGUUUGGCCUUGGCUAAACUGGGUUAUGUAAAUGAAAGAGUUCUUGUCCUGGAUGGUGACACGAAGAACUCCACUUUUUCUGAGAUAUUCAGGAAAGAACAUCCUGAGAGGUUUAUUGAAUGUUUUGCUGCUGAGCAAAAUAUGGUAAGCGUUGCAUUGGGCUGUGCCACGCGGGAUCGAAAUAUUGUCUUCGUUAGCACCUUUGCUGCCUUUUUGACCCAAGCAUUUGACCAGAUCCGAAUGGGAGCCGUGGCUCAAACCAACAUCAAUCUUAUUGGUUCCCACUGUGGUUUAGCCGUGGAUGAAGAAGGAUCCUCCCAGGUAGCCCUUGAGGACCUAGCCAUGUUCCGAAGCAUUCCCAAUUGCACAAUCUUCUAUCCAAGUGAUGCUACCUCGACAGAGCAUGCAGUUUAUCUGGCUGCCAAAACCAAAGGAAUGUGUUUCAUCAGGACCAGCCAACCAGAGUCUGCAGUGAUUUACUCCCCGCAAGAAAAAUUUGAGAUCGGGCAGGCCAAGGUCAUACGCCAGAGUGUCAAUGACCAAGUCACAGUUAUUGGAGCUGGAGUUACUCUCCACGAAGCCUUAAGAGCUGCUGAGAAUCUCUCCCAACAAGAUAUUUUCAUCCGUGUCAUUGACCCAUUUACCAUAAAGCCCCUUGAUGCUGCCACCAUUAUCUCCAAUGCGAAGGCUACGGGUGGCCAGCUUAUCACCGUGGAGGAUCACUGCAGAGAAGGUGGCAUUGGAGAAGCUGUUUGUGCUGCUGUCUCCCGGGAGCCAGACAUCCUUGUUCACCAGAUGGCAGUGUCAGUUGUUCCUCAGAGUGGGAAGCCCAGUGAAUUUCUGGAUAUGUUUGGAAUCAGUGCCAGACAUAUUGUAGCAGCUGUGGAGCAUAUUUUACUGAACAAAGGCACCUGA
This is a messenger RNA of Sorex araneus (European shrew), 1878 nucleotides long. It is a transcript of the gene TKTL2, whose product is annotated as transketolase like 2. The transcript has a single exon. The record is from RefSeq and is a predicted model, not a curated record. Gene Ontology annotation, molecular function: thiamine pyrophosphate binding; transketolase activity. NCBI's taxonomy places the organism in Eukaryota, Metazoa, Chordata, Mammalia, Eulipotyphla, Soricidae. Bases 1 to 1878 code for a protein of 625 amino acids.